This is a messenger RNA of Meloidogyne enterolobii, 485 nucleotides long. The record is from the annotation of a GenBank genome assembly. Lineage: Eukaryota; Metazoa; Nematoda; Chromadorea; Rhabditida; Meloidogynidae.
AUGCGAAAUAAUUUACUUCGUCUACUCACCAAAUUGUCAACAACAACAAUCGCUUUUCGCUGCAAAUCUAGAACAAAAUUGGCAAUGCAAAAUCCCUUCGAAGUGCCUACUUAUCAAGUUGGAAACCAAACUUACCGACGAAAUUGUCCUCUUGAAAUGGUAAAUACAACAAAUCCAGCAGCUGUUUCCGCCCAAAAAUUUAAUGAAAUGGAAGAGGAGGAAGAAAGAAGUUGUGAAAUGAUUGAAGAAACCACCAGCAGCACUUUAUUGGAAAUUAGAGAAGAACCAGGUUUAUUUUAUAUUUUGAAGGAGUUUUCUUAUUGAAGAUGGAUAUAUAAAAAAUAGUUUUUUUUAAUUGACAGCCGCUCUUUUUUUCUUGAUUAAGAGUUUAUAUCCAAAAAUCCAUGUUUUUUCUUCUUUCUCGUAACGUUUUUAUUUUGUUCGCAUGCUUGAUUGAUCCUUCUCAUCUCUUUUUUAGUAUAGUU